AUGUUUGAGCAUUCGCUCAACAAAUUCGAUGACUCCAAGGAACGUUUGGCGGCUGGAAAGCAAACGUUUCUGUUGGUGAUCAACACAUAUGUCCAGGCGGGCCAACGCAUCGAGGCCUGUUUACCCGCCUUCCCCUUCAAGUCGGCCAACAAGGUCUACAAGGUGCUUGGAUCUCUUCCAGACAAAGCGGAAGAGCUAGCGCUCGAGCGACUCAACAACAUGUGUGCGAGGAUAAAGCAGAUUUAUAAGCCUGGAGCAAGGGUAACGAUUGUUUCAGAUGGAAUCACAUACAAUGAUCUAUUUUCGAUCUCGGAUCGCGAGACCUGGGCUUAUGGUGAGGCUUUACGUGAAAUGGCUAUCGACAAGAAGUUCACAUACAUUGCCUUUUCGCGCAUGAGGGAUAUACUCAACUUCCUGCUGCCCGAAAAGAUGCGAGAAAUCACUUAUGUUGCGAAUUGCACAAACUUCAGGCGCUUGCUCCUGAACAAGUACGGAAAGCCUGAUAUGAACGUCGAAAAAGGGAUUAUGGACAACCCGGACACCAAGUUGACUUAUCUUGGUUAUCGGAAAUUUCUGGAAUCGGAUCUGAGAUACAUAUUCAACACUGGGGAUAAUGUCGGUCGAAACCAGUACAAACGGGAUGUCAAGUACCUCGCGAAGCAGAUGCUCAUCAGGGGUUAUGCGUUCGCUGGAGCGGUAAAAGAUGCGUUUCCAAACUACCUCAGAUUGUCAAUCCAUGAAUCUAUUGGAGAACAUAAAAUAUCAAUAAGCCUUUUGAACACGAAGACGGGCUAUACCACUCCAUGGCACUGCAGUGUGGCCCAGCUAGCUAAUGGAGAGUGGGUCAGCGCUCCAAAGGGUGAGUUUGAGCAGGACUCUCGUCUCGAGCUCAUCUACGAGAAUGGCCGCCCCAGCUACUUCAAGGAAAAGCCACAAACAGCGGGUAUGCCCGGCAUAAGCGAGAAGAAUGCGAGCUACCUCAAGGCUGCUAAGUGUUUCAACAGCACAGAGAAUGGAUACUCCUCGCCAAGCUCGACGUCACAGGGAAGCGGCUCCUUUAGUCCAGUCUCAUCGCUUGAACGUUCGUUAACAAAUUCAUCAUCUGGAAAUGAAGAUUCAGUGGGGCCUCGUUCAGUUACGCCCAUCAGUGAGCCAGACGAACCAUCUUAUGGUCGACGACUCAUUCCUCAAAUCAUGGACCAAUUGGCAGCAACGCAUCCUGAUCAGAUCGUCUUUUCCCUUACAAGCACUGUGGGCGACAAACUGGAAUUUAAAGAAAUAUCCGCGAGAGCGUUUAAGAACGCCGUCGACAAGACGGCUUGGUGGCUCUACAAGCAGGUCGGGCCGUCGUCUAUAGUGCAGCCAGUUGGCUACAUCGGGCCACACGAUCUCCGCCAUAUCUUGCUUACCCAUGCUUGCGCCAAAGUCGGGUAUGCUGUACUAAACUUAUCGCCUAAGAACAGCAUCAAAGGAGCCUUGGCUGUGCUAGAGGCAACCCAGUGCAAUAUCUGGGCCAAAGCAAGUGAAUUAAACGCGGUACCUCUCGUAGAAGGCUUCCUACAGCAACGCACCAUGAAACUAUUGCAAGUCCCCCUGCUUGAGAAUCUCUUGGACGGACAGAAUACCCAGCCAUUCCCAUACACAAAAACCUUCGAACAGGCUGCUAACGAGCCUUUCUGUUACCUCCAUACUUCGGGCUCGACAGGCGUCCCCAAGCCCAUUCCAUGGACACAUGCACUCAUUGGGACAAUGGACGCAGUCCGCUUGCUACCCCCUGUCGAUGGCAUGCUUCCUUGGUCUCACGACUGGAAAGAAGGCGACGUAAUCUAUUCUUCUUUCCCAAUGUGCCAUGGCGCCGGCAUCAUCAUGGAUAUUCUCAUGCCCGCACUUCACCGUCUUCAUUGUGUGCUAGGGCCACCCAAUGUCAUCCCUAACAAUUCACUGAUUGAAAAGCUCGUUGGCCGUUCAAAAAUCAACAUAUGGAGCAUGGUCCCUUCUCUAGCCGAUGAGCUGGGAGAAGCGCCCGACGUGUUGGCAAAGUUUCAGUCGCCCCCGAACAAGUUCAUUGUUGCAUCUGGCGGCCCCGUCAACCCCACAAGUACCGGCAAAGUCAAUGACGUGAUUAGGGUUCUCAACCUAACUGGCACGACUGAGGGCCUUUUCAUCGGCAACCUUGUUGUAGAAAGGGAGGAUUGGUUUUGGUUUGCCUUCCACCCUUACUCUGGAUUCGAAUUCAAACAAGUGGAGCCAGGGCUGUUCGAGCACUGGGUGCACCGCAACGAGCACGCAUCGCUGUUCCAGGGCAUCUUUCACACUUUCCCCGACAAGGAUUCUAUCAACUUCAAAGACCUGUACCGGAGACAUCCUACGAAACCCAAUCUAUGGGCCUUUAGUGGUCGCAAUGAUGAUCUGAUUGUUCUGUCCAAUGGCUACAAGAUCUUUCCGCAGGAGAUCGAGGGGGCCAUAUCUGCGCACCCAGCGAUCGACGGGUGUUUGAUUGUAGGCAGCAAAAAGCCUCAAGCAGGCCUUCUCGUCGAGCUGAAAGAUCCUCUGACGAAGACCGACGAGAUAAUCGAUAGCAUAUGGUCGAAGAUUCAGGAGGCCAUGUCAUCGUCGCAACAUUCAGCCAAGAUUUCACGGGACUACGUCGUAUUUACUCAGCCAGGCAAGCCUUUUGUUCGUACGGAUAAAAGAACAAUUAAACGGAAAGACACUUUAUCGCUUUAUGAAGAUUACAUCGAACGCCUGUAUAGCUUGCAGAGCAACGAAACUUCCUUCAAGGUCGAUACUAGUUGCACAUCUGCCUUGCAGCAGUCUGUACGAGAAAUUCUUGCUUCGUCCCUUUCCUCCUUCUCGGCCGCGUCGGCAGACGGGGAUUUCUUUGAGCUGGGCCUCGAUUCACUCGGAGUAUCGGCUUUGGUCAAAGAUAUACGAGCAGCCACCCAUCUCGAGCAACUCGCCCCUCGUCAUGUCUAUGCCAACCCUACUCUAACAAAAUUCACGGCCGUGCUGAAGUCAAUGAUUAGUGAAACUAGGAACGCUCAAACCCCCAAAGCGCGAGCUGGAGGCCCAGAGGAAACAUUGCAACAAAUGCUUGUGAAGCACCGAGCACACCAGUCCUUCCGGCUGAAUCCUUUCGACCUCGUCCGGCCAAAUCACUACUCUGGGCUCAUGUUUUACUUCCCGCUGAACCCAGACGUGCGAUUCGAGCGGGUCUUUGCAAACAUGCAAGCAGGCCUCGACCGGACUCUGGAACUCAUACCAGCGCUGGGAGGCAAAAUGAUGGAAUGCUCCAAGGACGAAGCCGGAUACAAAAGUGGUGACAUGUUCGUUUCCGUGCCACGAUUCGGCAACCCAAGACGCGGAAUUCUAGUCUUCAACGACGUGAGCAACGAGCUUCCAUCGUUUGAGGCACUUAGAGAAAGCAGAUUCCCGAUAUCAGCAUUCAAAGAGUCACAAGCGCUACGUCAAGACCCGUUCCCACAACUACCAGCCGACAUAAUUCGUGCGCAAGCCAAUUUCCUCAAAGGCGGCUGUAUUCUGGCUGUUGACUUCCACCACAGCUGUCUCGAUGGUGCAGGCAUCAUGAUCGGAAUCAAAGCAUGGGCCGAGAACUGUAGAAUGAUCCAAGGAGACACCUCAGCAUCCUGCGACUGGCUGCAUCCAGACAGCUUCAAUCAUAGCCUCCCCGAAGUCCUGCAUGAAAUGGAAGGGUACGCGCGGCCAGUCGAGGAGAUUGAUCCCAUGGUGUGGGAAUUCCUGCCAUAUGCACCGCCAAAAGACAUUCUUGCAAAGCAACUUGCCCACCGCAAGGAACCCGGCCCGUUGCCACUGCGCAUCCCAAUUCAUCCAUCGUUUCCCCCGCCUUUCGCCGAGCGCAAAAUGGACACGACGAUAUUCGCGAUUCCGGCUCACAAGGUACAACAGCUUCAGCAAUAUGUCGCCAGCACGUCGGAAGAAAACGGCGUCGUGCCCUCCAUCAGCGACAUCCUGCAAGCCUGGCUGUGGCGCUCAAUGCUGCGGGCACGAUUCCAAGUUGCAAAGGCGAACGGCCGGGACUUCAAAGCCGACGAGCAUUCCAUCUUCGAAACCGCAAUCGAGGGCCGUCCGUUGUUUUCGGAGCUGCUGCCCGCCACGUACAUGGGCGGUAUGCUCACCAUGGCCCGCACCAGCAUGCCGGUGGAGCAGCUUUGCAGCCCGCAAACAAGCAUCUUGCAACUUGCACGUAUGCUGCGUGCUAGUGCAGCGCGCAUGAAGCCGUCGGUGCUGCACGAUGCGUUUGCCUUGCUGCGCGCGCUGCCCGAUUAUUCCGAGUUCGUCAUGGCCAACAUGGGCAUCGACACGAUGAACCUGCUCAUCACGAACAUCAUGCUGUUCCAGCCGAACAGUAUCAGCUUUGGCACCCGCUACUUUGCGAACGGAGGCUCGCCGGAAAUGAUGCGGCCUCAGGCGGAGCGCGGCAACCGCACGUUUCGCUCCCUGGCUAUCCUUCCGUUGAAGGCGGAUGGCGCAGUCGAGUUUAUACUCGGCACAUACCCCGAAGAACGCGAGAUGCUUGCGCAGGAUGACGAGUUUGCGAGAUAUACUGAGCUGGUGGAUAUAGCGAGCCACUGA
Messenger RNA from Exserohilum turcica Et28A, 4614 nucleotides. RefSeq lists its product as uncharacterized. The record is from RefSeq and is a predicted model, not a curated record. The coding region runs from base 1 to 4614 and encodes 1537 amino acids. The transcript is spliced from 3 exons. Lineage: Eukaryota; Fungi; Ascomycota; Dothideomycetes; Pleosporales; Pleosporaceae.